This is a messenger RNA of Cinara cedri, 15271 nucleotides long. Lineage: Eukaryota; Metazoa; Arthropoda; Insecta; Hemiptera; Aphididae. The record is from the annotation of a GenBank genome assembly.
CAGUGAUGUGCAUUGCAAAUGGCCGCUCUUGUUAUUGUUCCGUAGUCCCCGUAGCGUUUCGCGAUUUAACACGAUAAUAAACCCCCGAGUUGCCGAAAUCCCGUCGUCGCCCCAUACGGAUACUCAUCAGUCGCGUUCGUUGUUCGCCGCAUCCCGUUUUUGAAUCGUUUGCGUCGCGUACCACGUUCAUUCGUCCGCCUAAACUUUAUUUGUUACCCGCGAACGUAGCGGCGUUCCUCUUGUGCGUGUGUGUGUACUGUGCGCGAUACUGCGAGUCUGUGUGUGUGUGUGUGUGUGUGUGUAAGCGCGAAAAGUGUUCGAUGUGCUACACCGAACGUUGGAUUACACCAUUUCGGCCAGGAAUAUGUACGUAACUCGGGUAAGACGGCUUUUGUCAAACUUUUAGCCCGUUUGGGCGUUUUUGGGUCUUGUCCGAACGUGUCGGACGCGGCGGCAGCGACGGUGUGUGCACGUCCUCCGCUCCCCGCGCCUUCGCAAAAUGGUGGUCGGGAUCCCCUCGCCAAACAGUUACGGAAUGGUGACGGAUGUUUGUCCGCCAAUUUUCGUAGGCCUUUAUUCUAUCGGGAAGUGGUCGAAUAAUCAACGACUACCUAUCCAGACGUCCACACAACGAGCGCCCCUGCCUGCCCGCCACCCUUGACCCACGGUGUUAUUAUUAUUAUUAUUGUGGUCGUGCUUGUCUUUCCCGCGGGUGGAAGGGUGCAAGUUUUUUUUGAUUUUCGAUAAGAUAUCUGGUACCUAGUUUUUAUUGUUCAUUUUUCUCGGUUUAUUUUCGACUAUCGGCCGUGGCAAACGUGCGGAUACUGUUACUACGCGUUUUUUUUUCGUCUGGCGAAUUUGACGCGUUUGUCAACACCCAGCAGUACAAAUUUACCUUGUCAAAAUAAUAACAACACCAAAAUAUCGCCAUCAUAGACAUUCCUAACAGUACAUAUAGUACUACAUUAAUUCGUCGAACAUCGUGUUAUGGCGUUCUGUACUUAUCUAAAAUUAUUAUAUUUUUUAAUAUCUCGAUUUUCAACCCAGGAAUAAAAUAAGACACAGAUACUUCCAGGUAAUCUGUUAAUUUAUAUUUUACAUUCCUUUUAGUUGUUUGUCGGUUUUACAAAUUAAUUUUGUAUCUAUCCAAAAGAACACUUAGAAUACUUUGGAGUGAUAGCCUUUGGAAUAUUGUUUACUUUUUUUACAAUUAAACUUAUAAUACCUAACUAUUAUAUUCUUUGGCACAUUUAUAAAUCUUUUAAUUUUAAUCAAGAUUUUAUUACCUUUACUCAAGCUCUUAAUAUUUAUUUAUUCAAAAUCCAUUAACUCAUUUUGUUGAAAACAUAUUUCCAAAUUCUUAUGGCUUUUCUGUGAACUUGAAAUAAGUGUAUGUCAAAUUUCAUUGCUUGGUUCUUGAUUUAAAUGCAAAAUUCAGUUUUACAUUACCUAUCUAAUAAUUUAGAAUUUCAUCUAUAGGCAUUUUGUGUAAUCAAUCAAUUCCAGUUUCACUUACUCGAUUGUAUAUCUUAAAAUAGAAAAUAAUUUGAUUUUAUAAUUCUAAGUAGCUCAAAUACAUUUUUUUAAAUAUUUUAUACAUAUUUCUUAUUUACUUUAUGUAUACCUAUGAAAUUUGCAUAUUUAAAUUUGUUAUAAUUUAAAUGAAUUAAUUAUCUAUUAAUUCUGAUAAGGUACAAAUUAUCAGACUAAUAUAUUUUUAAAUUUUAUUCAGACAUAAUAGAUAUACAUACCUAUUAAAGACAACAAUACAUUUAGGUACCUAUUUUAUUAGAUGUAUAUUAUUAUGUACACUUAUUUAAUUACCUGUAUAUUAUAUCUAAAUCAAUUCUGAGACCUAAGUAUAUUUCUAAUAUAGAUGUAAGUAAUGUUAAAUAUAUAUUCCUAAUUUUGUUUUUCAAGAUUUUGUUGUGGUAUUUAAAUUUAAUAAUUGAGCAAUAGGUAAAUAUAAAAAAAACAUUUGACUUGUUGAUUGAUAAAAAAAUUUUUAAUUGUAUUUUUAAGGCUAAACAAGUAAUUGGAUUUACACCCAAUUUGUAAAAGCAUGGAAGUUCUGGUUAUGGUAAGUUAAUUUAAAUGAUUAAAUCUAUGUCACAAAGUACCUUUUUUUUAGAUUUGUUUUUUAAAUCGAUAGUACUUUUAAUAAUAAAAAUUUAAUGCACAUUAUAAAUUGGCAAAAUUUUUGUCAAACACUUGGUUAGAAAGUUAUAGACAUUUAAAGGUUGUAUGUUGUUUUAUAUUUUAAAAUAAAGAACAGGCUGGUAGCCUGAUGGUUAAAACUUCAAAGAAGAAUUGAAAAUCAUAGUAAUCAAAAGAAUACAAAAAGAUAAAGUUAAGACGAAGAUAAGAUUUAACAUAAGCAAUUUGCUUCAAUUUUUUAAGGGGCUGAUUAGUAGCAUAGAUAGUCGAACAUACUGGGAUAGGGUUUACGCAAAGAAAAUUAAGGUAUUUCAAAGUCAGCAAACUAAAGGAGGUAUGGAGUAACUUAUUUAGAAAAUCUAAAUUUACUUGAAUUUUUCUGUCAACUAGCAAAAACAACUGUAGGAAAGCAAGAGUGGGGGGAUAAUAUCUCAGAGGUGCCCUCAUUUCAAUCUAUAUCCAGCAAAGAACAAAAACCUUCUGGUCAUAUUGUUUAGUGUGCUUGCGCUUAUAUCAGUAUUUCAUGCAUCCUUUAAUAUCUUUAACUUCUAAACUAAGUCUGUCAGACUACUUAAACAUUUUUGGAAAUUUUUAAUUAGUAUUUAAAAUAUUAUUAAUUGAAAAAAUAAUCAAAAAAUAAGGUACCCGGUGAAGUAGCUUUAUACUAAUUUAAAUAUAAAAUCAUAUAUUUGAACAAUUUAUUGAUGAAUAAUCAUUAUUUCAGUGAAAUGGCCGCAAACAGCGAUGGUACUACCCAGCUGGUUACAACCAUUGUCACGUGUGAAGGGGACCUGAAUGACCCUCAAUUUGACCAAAAGUUUAAUAAGAUUGUAAAGGAUCUGAAUAAACUUCUAUUUCAAGGUAAAUUUUCUACUACACAUUUAUAUUUACAAGCCUAUGAUAACUUAUUAAGUUUAAUGUUUUUGUUUUUUUUUUUUUUUUUUUGUUUCUUUUUUUUUAUUAGGAACUAUACAAGCACCUGUAGAUUAUUUUAAAAACCCAUAGCAUGCAAUGUAGACUAGACAUGAAUGGUACUUACUUUAAAUAAAUAAUAUUUCAAAAUAAUAACAUGCUAUAUUUUUGGUUUUUCGAAAAUAUACUAAUUUAGUUUUUAUUAUUUUAUUAAUUACCUUUUUGUAGGUUCUGCUGAAGAGAAAGGGAUUUAUGUAAACAAACUUGAGCCAUGGAAUUCUGUAAGGGUCACUAUUACUGUGCCAAGAGAAGCUGCUUCAAAGCUUCAACAGUUGGCACAACAAGGGGAUGCAGCUCUUUCCAGGCUCGGAAUUCUGUCUGUUCAAGUCGAGGGCGAUCAGGUUUGUUAUUUAAAAAAUGUAUGCUGUAAUUUAUUCUAUAAAAUAUUUUGUGUUUAGAUGAUUUCCUUAAAAUUUGUUGGCAAUCGGUUUGGUGGAGAAAGCCAAGAACUAGUGUUGAGAACGGCAGGUCCAUCAAAUGCCAAUCAACAAACUACUUCAGACGAAACCGCUGCUGUAAAUUCAUUGAUCAAAGCUAUGGCUUCAGCAACGUCUGUUUUACAGUCUCCAUCACCUCAAUUGUCGACGCCUCAGUUCAAAAGCCCCAACGUGGUGGCUGUCGAUUCUACUCCAUUGCCUCCGAUACCCCCUUUGCCCUCUACGGCAGAACCAUCCCCACGACCCCACAUAUGGCCGUUUGUAAGCAUGAACCAAGCUGCUCAGACCAUACACAACCGAGAGUCCAUGCAUACAGCUCCUCCUCCUCCACCACCAUAUCCAGGAUCUCAAAAUGGAGUGUAUAAAACCCAAAGAUCGGGGGAUGCAAAUGCAUCUGUGCACUCAAGUCCAUUGUUGGUUAAUUUGCUACAAAAUGAAGGCGCUGGAAAAAUGCCCCCACCAAUGGACAAACACAAGAAGCCAUUAAUACCUUCUCCAAAUGUGGUGAAAAAUCAAGAUGGUUUUUCUGGUUCAGAGUUUACCCAAUCUGCGUUUGCCAAUGUUGCAUCAGACAUACAAGUUGUUCAAAGGCUACAGAAGCUACCAGAUUCAGUUACCAACAGUACUCAGAAUCGAGUAGAUUCCAUCGGAUCUCCUAAUGGACCAACUUCUAGGUUGGUCAACAAACACAUUGUGCCUUCCCAAGAGCUUUCGCAGGCUUCAAAGAUUAUUGGUUCUCCAAAUGUACAAACUUCAUAUGCUGUGAGGCACGCCUUCUUGUCAAGCUCACAAAUAACUCAAAACCGUUUACAAAAUGUUCCCCAAAAUGUCACUGUCACUACUACCAAUCAAUUAAAAGUAAAUCAAGGUUAUAUUAAUCAAAUUAGACAAGGCCCAAAUCAGCUAAUGGCUAAGACAAAUUUAACUCAACAAUUCAGCCAGCCUCAACUUAGGUUACAGGCAGCACAAUAUAGCUCAGUAGGAUCACAAAAACCUACUCAGACCAAUGCCAUAUUGCAACAAAGGACCGACUUAAUGUCUGCUCAAAUGACCAAUAUGGGUAAUCAUGAUUCUACCCUAAUACAUAAAGGUCAAUCAGUUACAAAUCAGAAUCAAUCCCAAAAUAUCACUUCCAUUAAUUCAUUCCAUUCUGUGUCUAAUAAUAAUCAGAUAAUGAAUGUUUCUCAAAUCCCUUGUACAUAUAAUGAAACGUCCCAACAAAAUUAUAAUAAUCAUAUACAGGGUACUAAUCAGGCGUUAACUACUACUGUAAAUAAAAAACCUGAUAUAUCAUCUAAUGAAAACGGUUUACAACAAAGGUUAAUUAAUACUUCAAAACCUUCUGAAUAUGCAUCUAAAGAUUGUAAAAAAAGUGUGGUAACUAGUCAGUCGAUAAAAUCUCCACCUUUAACUUCUUCUGGUAAGCAGCGACAGUUUCUUAUAAAUCCUUUGACUGGAGAUAUGGAACCUAUGUCAAGUGACAGUAGUUCAGAAAGUGAUACAGAAGAAAAACUUAAAACUUUACCAACAGUAGAUGACAGUUUUUAUAAUUUUUCUUCUCCUAUUACUAAUGAUAGGUCUAAUUCUGUAUUUUCGGAUGAUGAUGAUACUGGUUCUCCUACCUCUCGUCGUAAUGAUACAACAACAGACCAAUCUGAUUCUGAAGCAACCGUAAGAUCAACUAAUAGUGAAGCAUCCUCUCGUCACCGAUCCAGUCCUUUACCUGCUCCUGCUGAAAAAAUAAAGUUAAGAUUGAAAAUUGAAAAGAAAGUUGAUGUUUUGACUAUUGCUAGUAAUUCUUUAUGUAAAGGAGAUAAGAGGUUUGGAAGCCCAUCUACUUCAAUGCCUGUGUCUUCUGCAGAAGGGCUUCGUGUACCACCUCUACACAUUUCUUUACGUGGAAGAAAUGCUGCUGUCGUUUCAAGAAAAGAGAAAAAAUGGAAGGACUCUGAUGAUGAAUGUAAAAAGUCAUCAAUAGGGUGUAAAGUAAAAUCGACCAUAAAUCAUUUAAAAACAAAAAGUUCAAACCAGGACUUGUUAAAAAUUUGUUCUAAACAAAUUAAGUUAGAAAAUACCGAAGAAGACGAUUCCAGAGUAAAAUUAAAAAGAAUUGAAGAAAUUGAAGAGCCUGUAUCUUCAUCAGUAGAUUCAAAUGAACCCACUAGUAGUUACAAUCCUGUUUUACCUCCUGGCAGAAUAUAUCCGACUGAAGCUGAAGUGGCCUCAAUUUUAAGAUCCAUGCCUAGUGAUAAACAUAACAAAAUGAGCUUGAGUUUUAAUAAAGUAAAGAAGAGAGAGUCUAAAAAAAAAUGUUUGCCAAGAGAAAGGACAGUGUCCAUUGACAGUCCUAAUUUACAUAGGAUUGUUGAAAGGAACCACUCUAAAACAAAAAUAAAUAAAAGCAAUACAGUUUCUAUGUUUAAAAAUGUUGUAAAAUCAUCUGUAGUUAAAGAAGCAAGAAUGAUCGCUGCUGCUACAUUUGGAAAUAGAAACAACUUUCAUGACAAACAACGGGCUCUGAACAAUGGACUUGACAAUGUAACUCUGCCUAGUGGAUCACAGUCAAAUAAUCAAAGAAGAACUAGUAUAGACAUACCUUUCUCAGGUAAUACAAACUUUUUUUUUAAUGAAUAACAAUUUAGUAACGAUAUUUAAUUUGUUUAGGUACGCAUACAUUGAAUUCUUCGAUUCCAAAAUUGAAUAGGCCUCUAAGUAGCCAGUCUCAAGAUACAUAUCUACCGUCUAGCCAUUUUUCCAACCAUAUUUUACCUGGUCAAAAAUUACAGGGGCCUAAUACUUUUCACAAAGACAUGAAUAAAAAACCAUUAAAUAUAGUCAGUCGAAAGGUAACUAAUUCAAAAAGUAAAGAUAGUAGAAAUUCUAAACUCGAAAGUGGAGUGAAACGGAAAGAUUUUCAAUUAACUACAAAACGUAAUGAUCAUUUUGUACAAAAAUUUGAUAUUGAUAAACCUUCUAGUUGUGUAACUGUUGGUUGUGUUCAAGUAGAAAAACGUGAUGAACAUUUAUCAUUGCCGAUGACUGAUAUUGAUGUAUCUGAAAAAAAUGUAAAACAAAGGUUACUUGAAGAUACUGUGCCGCAAAUAAGAAAUAUUAUGAGAAUGGAAACCCCGAUAAUUGAAGAUAUCAAAUGUGAAAGAGUUCAAACAGAUGCUAAAAAUAUGAAUGGAAAUGAAAGUCCUGCUGGUCACAGUAAUACUCAAGGUGAAGACUCUGGUAUUGAGUCUAUGGAUGCAUUGUCAGAAAAAAGUCCAAAUCAAGGGGAAAGUCCUUGUCGAAAAGAUGAUCAAACUGGUCAAAAACCUACUGUACCAAUAAAACAAGAAGAAACUAAAUUGCCAAUUACAUCUGUAGACCAACAGAAUAUGGCAGAUUCUCCAGAUUUAGAUGAUAUACAACCUUUUCGAGUAACACCAGCUUUGUAUACGUAUUCUAAUCCUGAAAAACUUAGAGAUGAUUCACCUCCUGUUUCGCCAAAAUUGGAUAUUGAAGAUAUUCUAGAUCCAAUAGAAUCACACAUGGUUUCUUCAACAGAAACUGAUGGAGAUUUACCCUCUGUCAAGCUAAAGAAGAGGAAACGUAUGGAUUCUGAAGACAGUAAGACUGAUAGUGAAGCUCCUGUGGCCAAAAAACCAAGUAAGUCUAAAAUGUAGAAAUAAAUAACAUUUAUUUACCAUAUUUGUAACAUUAUCAUGUAUCCAUUUCAUUAAUCUGUUUCCAUAUUUAUAAUUAGGACUCAUAGUUUUCAUAUUUUUUUUCUGGUUGAUUGUAUUGUUAAUGUUAGAUAGGUAAGCAAAAAUAAGUUUUGUAAUCAUAGUAAACACAUUCGUUAAGUACAUAUGAUUAGUAUACUUAUCAUUUAACUAUCAUACUUGUUUUACAGAUAUUUUAAUAAUAAAAUGUGAUAUUCUGAGCAAAAUAUCUUUAUUCUUGUAAGCUUCUCAACUUCUAAUUUUACAGCAAUUUGCUAUAAGUAAUUUAAAUGUAUGUUACAGUAAAGAUGUAAUUAAAAAAAAUUCUCAUGUUGGUAAUCUGAACAUCAAGUUGCAACAACAAAAUUCCUACAAGCGCCAACAUUUUAAUAUCACAAUUACUUUUUAAAUGUAUUAAUUUAACAUAGUUUUCAAUUUAUAAGAAGACAAAUAUGCCUGAAUCCCAUCCUAUACAAUAUAGUGUUGAAUAAUACAAAUUAACCAACAUGUUUAUACUAUAGACUAUAGUCAUACUAAUAAUAAUUUAAUAAUAUUGUUUUUUUUAAAUUGUAAUUAUUAAUUCAAUAUUAAAUCUAAACAAAAUAUUUGAGAUAUUUGUAUUUGCUCAGAAUAAAAACAAAUUAUUCACUUAAGUAUAAUAAUUUUAUUUUUCAGUAUUUUUAUUGUUGUAGGGCCGUUACACACAUCAAUCUUUUAUUGUAUAAUUCAUUUAUCGCAUGUUACAGUUUAAUGUUUGAAAUAACAUGGUUAUAUAUAGUGCUGUUCAUAUGAUCACAAUUAAAAAAUACAUAUAUUUUCUGGUAACAAUUUUUUAGUAAACUAAAAAAUAAAUUUAGUACAGUUUUAUUUUCCAAUGAUUAUAACUGCUCAAAUUUGAACUGCAUAAUAAUACUCAAAUAAACUGAAUAACACAAUGUUAUUGUUUGAUUGGAUAUCAGUCAUGUGGCCUGUCAACCAACACUAUCAUACAAUAAAUAAAUUUUACAAUGAAAUAUUGCUUGUGUGUAUCAGCGCUUAGAGCUAUCCUCUACCAUUUAUACUUUUCUAUUUAAUUAAACUGUUCAUUAUAUAUACAUAAACAGUAGGAUCUGCUUAAUGGGGAUACAUAGGGCUGUAAUCUAUUUGUCCUCAUUGUCCGACUGUCCCUAUUAGCUGAAAACCGGAACAUCUUGGCUUUGCAGAUUUUCCGAUUGUCAACAGCUUUUUUUUUUUUUUAUCUGUGCCUACCAUAUUACAACAUAAAACUGUUAUACAACCAUAACACAGCUUUUUUUGAUUUUUCAAGUAUUUCAUGUUUAUAGCACAAUAAACCAAGUUAAUAUGUUAAUACACCCAUCUGAAAGUAUAGACAGGUAUACUAUAGAAUGUGAACUACCGCCGAUGAUAGUAAUUGAUGAAGUAAUUUUGUACGUAGGCCAGUUGACACUUAUUUUUGAGAAAUAUAUGAAUAGUAGGAGAAAAAAAAUGAUAAACAAAAAUAAAAUUUCUAAAAUUUAAAAUUUAAUAGAUACUAAGAUUAGAUAAUUACAGUUUCAAUAAGAAAACGAAUACAUUCGUUUAGGAUUUGGCCAAUGUUUUUCUAUUAAGCGAAAUCUACUGUAUAUGUAUGUAUAUUUAAAAAAAAAAAACAAAUUAAACACUAAUACAAAUUAAAAAAUGAGCCUAUUAAAAACUUUUAAAUUAAAACCGGUCUUAAUUACUCUAGAUUGUUUUUUCAUAGUAUUUUUAUAAUUUGUUUUAUAUUUCAUAUAAUAUUAUAGCUGGCUUCUUUAUCCGUGUACGAUAUUGAAUUAAAAAAGGCUGCUAUAUUUAGCACCAUGGGUGGACAACUAUUGUAUGUGAUAAGUUAGGUAGAUAGUAUGUAGAGGGAAAUUUAAUUUAUAUCUGUACACAACAAUUGAACCGUUAGUAACGAAAAAUAAUUUAAAGCGAUGUUUCUUUUAUACAUAUAUUUUAUUUUUAAUAACACGAGCAUUUGCCCUUUAGUUUACAUAUAUCAUUUGUACAUUUAAUAAAAUAUGUUAUUUAGAUAAUAUAAAUUAACUUAAUUAUUUACCAAAGGUGGAGCCUAAUAGGAUUGUUUUUUAAAUAAUUUGUGGAGAAAUGAGAAAUAUAGAAGGAAAUGGUGGUUCUUGUUGCUCGCUGGGGUACCAUAAAACCUAAAAGUGACAAUUUAUCAGGUGAAUUAAUAUUGCCAUCCAAUAGACCACUUAUAAAUUUAAUUUCAGCAAUAUAUAUGUAAAUUUUCUCAAUAACUAAAAACUGUUUGGAAAAUCAAAAAAUGACUUCCUUAAAGUACUACCUAGAUAAAAUUUCUCUUCAAAAAGUUAAUAUUAAAAAUGUUUGUAAGAUAUCUAGUAGUAAAAAAAUAAACAAUACAUUCCUCAAUACGUUCCAAAUUUAAAAUUUAAAAUUGUCCUGUUUUUAUUUGGUUUCAUCUUGAGCCUCAACGAUUAUCCUCUUGCACAAUUAGGGUCAUUCUCACCAACGAAAAAAAAAAUGUUCAUUAUCUUAUAAACUCAGUUUAAAAAUCAACAUUUACAUUUGUAAGAACAGGUCUAAAUCUUCCAAUAUCCCUGCUAGCUGCUCUGACUUUUCAGUAUGGAUCUCCAUUUAGACAUUGUACUUCUCUUUACCAUGUUAUUUUUUCUGAAAUUGGUAACAAAGAGAUUUUUUUCCUUCUAGGUUCUCUACUAUUACCUUGAAAAAUAGUGGAUUUUGAUUAUGCCUACCUUCACACUGGCUUAUUUCUAAUGUGUUUGGUUUUUAAAAGAGUUUCUCCAAUUUUUUUUUUUUAUUAUUAUUCCUCAUCAUGAGUUCCUCCUCUUUUACUGGACUAAAGAUUUUUCAUAGAAUUUUUCUCUCUCCAAAAUGAUCAGUUUCUCUUUUUCUGCAUUUUUUUCAAUGUAUAUGUUUCUGUUCCAAAUUUAAUUAUAGAAUGUAAUAGCUGAAUAUAUAAUUGUAUCUUUAUUUCUCUCAGGGAUCGUGACCUGAUUGUCUUUAUGAAUCUGAGUCAUUAAUUGUUUCCUGAUAGAAUUUUUAUUGCUAUUUUCAAAUUUCAUUUCAUUUUUAUGUUUUUUUUUUUUUCAUCAUUAAUUUCACUUUUAAGAAAGUAUACAUUCCCAUAAUAUCUCUUCUCUUCAUGGCCAUAUUAUAUUUUCUUUUAUCUUCAUUUAUUUUUAAACUCACUUUCUUCGUGAUUUCCUCCAAUCAGUAUCAUCAUGUGAUUUAUCUAUGAGGCCCAAAGUGUCAAUAUAUGCCAAAAAUGCCAUAGAAGAUUUGUGAAAUGACACUUCCUCUUAGGGCCGAUAUCAAUUUUCCUUAUAACUUUUUCUAAUGUUAGAUUAAAUAAAACAGUCGACAAAGAGGAGUUCCCUAUUGUAUGCUUCAAUUCACCAAUAUUGAUUUUAUUUGUUUUAAUACAGAUAAAAUUGUUUGACUGAUCAUAAAUGCUUGAAAGUUUAAUACGAAAUUGAUUAAAAGUUAUUCUUAAUGGUCAAAAAAAAAAAAAUAAGUUAUGUAAACCAAACGUUCAACAGAACCGAACUUCAUUCAAAAUUAUUUUUCAUUAGGUUUAUCUUGGCAUAUAGGUAUAAAUUAAAUGACUCCAUGUAUUCUAUCUUCCCAAUUUCCACCAAUCCCCAGUAUCAGCUCUUUUUACUUUUAUUUGAUUUAUAUUAAAUAGUUAACUUUAUCAUCUAUUUUAUUUUUAUUAUUUUUAUUUAUUAUAGACAUAGAAAAUGAUAUACUUGGAAAAUCUGAAAUGGCCACUUUAAAUGUCAUCUCGGAAAAUAAAUCUUUAUUGGAACAACUUUUAAUUGACAUACCAGCUGAUUCAGAUGCUUCAAAAAAAUUGUCAGUAGUUUCUACAAGAAGUACUCGUUCUCAUAGGUAUUGUAUAUUUUAAAUUAUAAUAAUAUCAGCUUAUCAUUUUCAAUGAAUAUAUUUGUAAUAUUUAAUAGAACAAAUUCUCGAAUAUCGGUACCGGUUUCAUCCUCAGGAACCCCGUCUCAACCAAGCUUACCAUCACCUACACGUCGUUCUAAUCGGAACACACAUCCCCCAAACAGGACAUGUGGUGGAAAGUCUUGUGAUAGGUCUACACCCAAUAAAACAAUUGAAAAAAAGGAAAAGACCUCAAUUUCUACACCCACCAAACUCGAUAAAACACCCCUGAGACCUCAAUCAACAGCUGUUACAAUCAACACCAGGGCUGCAAGUGCUUCCAAACAAACUGUACCAGUAACCUCACCAUCAACAGAGCCUAUAACUGCUGAAGGUGAUAAACAGACAACUAGGCGGAAAACACGGAGCACAUUGCCCAAUAGUAAGUAAGAAUUUCGAUUGUUCAUUUUAUUAUUUUAAGAUAGAUAAAGUAAAUUAGCCGGUCUUUGUUCCUAGAAUAGCAUAAAUAAUGUUAAGUAAAAUAUUCUUUUAAUAGUAAUUUACUACAAUAUAGAGGUGAAAAUUUAGAAUUAUGAUUAUUAAAAAAUCCCAUUAUUUAAUUAUAAUAGAUUAUGUAUACUGUAUGUUAUUUAAGUUCUUGUUUUUUUACUUUCAUUAGAUUUUGCAUAUCUUUAUAAAACACUCAUAAUAUAUUAUCCAUCAAAAAUAUUUUACUUAACAUUUGAAAAAAUGUAUUGAUUUUAAGAUGGUUGAAUGAAUUGUCUUCUAUCAAAUUGGAUCUAUAUUUACAAAUGAGAGUGUGUGACUGAACAAACUUCAUGAUUCAUCCAAAAAUGAAAAACAAACCCAAAAAAUGGGUCAUUGAUAUUAUUUAAAAAUAAUAUCAAAAUUAAAUUAUUUCCUAAAUGGGUUGUACUAUUAAAAUUUUGGGAAUCUCUGAAGUGGAGUAUUAAUUAAAAUACAUUUUGGUGUUGACAUUUUUUCCAUCUAUCCAUUGACAUGAUAUUCCACUUUCAUAUAUUGAUGGGAGGAUUUCUAGUGUUGCAUUUUUAAAAUGUUGCAUGCCGUGUCGCCACACAAAUGAUGCUUCACUACUCUUGCCCGACCCAACUUAAAAGUAAAAUAUCUCUUCAACAGAUUGACAGAAAUUAAUAAUUUCAACACCAAUAUAAAAAAAAUUCGCAAAAGGAAAUAAAAUACUUUAAAAAAAAAAAAACCUAAUUAUGCAAAAAUUUCAAAUAUUUAAAAUUAAUUUUUUUUUACGAUUGUAAAAUAUUAGAAGUCCUCUGCCUUAGUUCUUACAUAACUCAUAAUCACUGAUCAUAAGAAAUUAUCUUCUCUUAUAAUUAUACAGUAUAAACUACUACUAAACUGUAUAUGUAGGUGUAGGUGUUUGACUUCUCCUUUUUCUCUACUCCCCAAAACCCGCUCUAAAGAUCCCAAUUAAUCAUUUUAGCCUAAUCUUGUAACAUACAGUAUUUAAAUUACUUUUUAGUGAUGGUAAUUCAUUAGUUUUAAAGUUUUCUUUUUCAACUUUAUUCUUGAUAAUUUUAAAUAUCCAAAAAUGGUUUUAUAAGCAUGACACAAUAUAUUUAUAUCAGCAUUCUAGUUCUGUCUUAGAUCAUAUACGACCUAUUUAAUAAAAUAUCUACUCGUAUAUAACUAUGUAAAAUGUACAUCCGAAUAACCAAUAUAGGUUUUAACAAUAUUAUAAAGAAUGUGGUGCAUAUGCAGUAGCUACACACCCCUUUUGAUAUGUUGACAACAUAUUUGUUUCACAUGAGAUAUAGCUGUAGCUCUAUCUAUUGUAUAUAAUCUAAGAGUUCUGUGAAUGUUACCAUAUUUGUUUUUCAUCUAAUAUUAUCAACACAUUUAUAAUGUAUUAUAAAUUCUGUAAUAUAAGUAUACUUGAUUGUAUUAUUAUAAUGUAUAAUGACCAUCAAAAAGCAGAGAAAGGCAAUAUGGGGGGGUAUUUUGAAAACAAGUACUAUUACCGAUAUCUAUUAUCUUUUUUUUAUCAUGAUGAACUAUUUAACAUAGAAAUAAAUGUUGUAAGUAAUAUAUAUUUAUAUCAUGUUAACAUACAUGAGAAUAUUUUACAAAGUUCAUGCUUUAGUCAUCUAUUUUUGGUUGUUUUUUAAUUAUCUAUAUGAUGUAGUUAAAUGUUUGAAAAUAUUGACACAUGGGUUUAUGUAUAGUAUUAAGUUUAUGGGUUUUUUAAAUUAUAUCAUAUAUAGAUUAUAUAAGAAUAUAACAGUGUAGAUUUAAUAUUUAGUGUCUAUAAUAUAGUAUAUAAUUUUCAAACUAAAAACGAAUUAGUACAGUACAUUGUUUUUAAAGUUUUAAUAAUUUAAGAAUAAAAAAAAAAUUAGAUUGUUUCAUUACCUUAUUUAUUACCAUAAAUAUAACUAUUUUAAUAUUUUUAUUAGCGGACCCAGAGAAUAUAGCGAGACGCCGGAGAGCGUCACGUGACGGCAAAUGACAUACACAACCGGUGCCGACGCCGACGACACAUAACACUGCGUCAUCUCCGGCCAUCGUCGUCGGACCCGGGUAAUUUUUAUUAGGUUUUUUUUUUUAUGUUAUAAAAUAUUUUAUUUGCCCCCCCUUGUUCAUUAAUAUAAUAAAUAUAUGUAUUAUAUGCUUUCUGUUAGAUAUAUAUAUUUAUAUUAUAUAUUAUACAAAUUUAUUUAAUUAUAAGGGGGUGUAAUAGAAUUAUCUGUCAUUUAAUCCAACUUCUCAUAUAAUUUAUUUUAUUUUUUAUUUUAAAUUUAUUUUAUAAUUAAUAGUUAUUUGUUAUUUUUAUCAUUGCCGUCUUUAUAUAUAAACACUGUUGGUUGUUGCCUUAGAAAUAUUAUUAGAGUUCAAAAACAAUAUUAAGAUAAUAAUUAAAUUAAUUUUUAUUUACAACAAUUUGCUUAAAAUAUUAUAUAUAUUUUUCUUUUUUACGUCAAUGUUUCUUGUUAUGUAAAUACUAUAUGUAAAAUAAUGUUGGAAAUUUUGUUGCGUUUUCAAAAAUUAAAAUAAAUAAAAAAAAAAAAGUAUGUAAGUGUAAUAUAUAUAUAUAUAUAUAAACAUAUACAUAUAUAUAUAUAUAUAAUAACUCAUAAAUUUCAAAUUUACACAUGAUUUUUGUAAAAUGUGUCAUAGGUGUCUUGUGCAUUUUGUUGUCCCUUAAACAUUUUAUGUAAAUAAUUUCAUGUAAACUUAAGUUCAACAUUCUUGUAAAAUUUUAGUAAACCUUGUUACUCGUGUUUUUUUCUUUUUUUUUUUUUAAUGGGUGAAAAUAAUGUGUUUCUUCUUGAGCUUUAUUAUUAUUAUUAUUAUUAUUAUAUUAUAUGAUUAUUAUUAUUAUUAUUAUUAUUAUUAUCAUUAUUAUUAUUAUUAUUAUUUUAUUAUUAUCAUUUUAUUUUUUUUUAUAUAUAUAUAUAUAUAUACAACCUGAUCGUUAUUGACGAUUAGUGACAAUAAACUUUAAUCUAAACAAUCUUAACCGUUAAAAAGAAGUAAGUGCAAUAAUUUUUGUGUGUGUAAAUAAUAUAUCUUUUUUUUUUAUAUAUAUAUAUAUAUAUAUAUUUAUAUAUAUAUAUAUAGUGAUAAUUAUUAUGAUUAGCUACACAUUUUUAAAACAAAUUUCGUUAAAUUUUUCUUUUUCUGUCAUUGGUGCAAUUAUCACACGUACACUUCUGGCAGCUUUAUUAUACAUAUAUAUAUAAAAUAUUAUUUCAAAAAAAUGAUUUUUUGAAUUUAUUACAUUUUUUAAUUACAUAUUUUGUUUUUGCAUUACACAUUCUUAUGAUUAAAAAAAAAACUAGUAAAUAAAAAAUUUGUAAUUGUUUAAUUUUUAUAUAGUAAUUAUUAUAAUAUAUAUAUGGUAUUGUAGAUUCUAUUUAUAAAUAACUAAACGAAAUUGAUGUAUAAAUCAAUAUACAUAUAAAUAUGUUUAUAUAAUAUGUAUGUAUGUAUAUACAUAUAUUAUAUGUAUGAUUAUAUAUUUGAGACGACAUAUAUACAUUUUAUUAUUGUAAAUAGUUGUUCAGUUUUAAGAAAUAUAUAUGUUUCAGGUAA